Branchiostoma belcheri (Belcher's lancelet) is the source of this 3019-nucleotide messenger RNA. RefSeq names its product cubilin-like. Lineage: Eukaryota; Metazoa; Chordata; Leptocardii; Amphioxiformes; Branchiostomatidae. The transcript is spliced from 14 exons. Bases 8 to 2440 code for a protein of 810 amino acids. The record is from RefSeq and is a predicted model, not a curated record. Gene Ontology annotation, molecular function: calcium ion binding.
GUCAAGAAUGUCAAAGCUUUUUGUUUUUGUGGCGGCUUUCGUCGUGUGGACGGCGUCUUCCACAGUGACCUAUGUAGCUGGGUGUGGAGGCACGCUGACGGCUCCCCCUGGAGGUGUUGUGACAUCACCAAACUAUCCCAGCAACUACGGCAACUCUGAGUACUGCAACUGGUUGAUCACCGCACCAACACCUAGCAUAAUCCGCCUCACGUUUGAGAGUUUUGACACUUAUCACAGUAGUGACUAUUUACUUAUUUACGAUGGAGACAGUUCUGGUGCUGCGCAGAUGGAGAGGUUAUCCGGUCAUCCGUCAUCAGUCAGCUCCAUCACCAGCACAUUCAACUCGAUAUUCCUAAAGUGGAGAACUAACUCUUAUGGUAAUAUCGGUGGGUUCAAGCUCUACUACACAACUCUUCCAGACGCAUUGCAUGAAGUGACGGCCCCCCCUGGAGGUUUUUUGACAUCGCCGAACUUUCCAAGCAACUACGACAACAAUGUGCACUACGACUGGUUGAUCAUCGCACCAGCACUGAGCAGAAUCCGCCUCACGUUUGAGAGAUUUUACACUGAGUCCAACCGUGACCGUUUGGUUAUUCUCGAUGGAGACAAUACCAGGGCUAAAACGUUACAAAGCCUCCAUGGUCUUCAAUCGUCAGUCAGCCCCAUCACCAGCACAUUCAACACCCUGUUCCUGAGGUUUAUAUCUAACGGUGACAGAACGUAUCAGGGGUUCAACAUCUCCUACACGAGUGUAGAGUUGAAUUACACAUCGCACAGUCAAGUGUAUCUGACCACAAUCGGCGAAUGGAAUUUUUACAAGAUUCCCACUUCCGGUCCCAUGACUAACGCCAACGUCCGAGCGGCUUGCGAGUCGGCGGGGCUGUGGAACCCCUGCUCCGACACCGGCUACGGGACGUGUCGCCACGGCCGGUCGGACUGUGUCGUGUUUGACGGCGGCAGCGCGAGCUGUCGUACCCUGAACGUGAUCUCAGACCGACUGUGUGGAAACAUCGAGCCCCAGACCUGUAAACCCCUCGACGACACCUUCGUGUACUCCCCCGGCUGGCAGAGUGACGACAGCGCCUUUGGAGUCGACUACGACACGGGCCACUGGGGCAUGACAGGGGCAGACUACACCGACAAGUAUGCUCUUUGUGUAGGUCAUCACGAGUACCUGACUACCUGGGACGGAUGGAUGUUUUUCAAAAUACGCGUCUUGGGUAGGAUGAGCAAUGCCAACAUCCAGGCCACAUGCGAACGUCUAGGGAUGAGCUUCCCCUGCUGGUACACAGGUCAUGACCCGUGUCACAGCAAAUCGUAUUGGAAUUCCGACUGCAUCAUGUUCGACCACGCGGCCAGUGCCGACUGUGAAACUACAAAAUACCUCUCCAACAAAAUGUGUGGAACCACAGUUGAUUAUAACUGCCCGGCCCUCAACCACACAUUUGUGUACUACCCCUCCAAUUCCUACAGUAACGGAAUCAGAUAUGGAUCUUCAGGCACUUUGGCUGGAAGUUCCUACAAUGACAUGUACGCAUUGUGUGCAGCCAAACAGUGCCAGACCUCCCCAUGUGUACACGGGACCUGUGCGCACUUACUGGAUGGCUACACCUGCUUGUGUGACGAGGAAGGGAGCGGAGACUACUGUGAUGCAGUGAUUGACAGCUGUUCAAGUAAUCCGUGUAUGUCCGGGGGAACCUGUAUCGACGAGGUGGGCGGCUACACCUGUGUCUGUCAUCCUCACACGACGGGACGCAACUGUGAAACAGUGCUACACAUCGACAAGUGCUACCACUUCUCCAACGACAGCCUGUCUUACAAGGACGCCUCCGCUGUCUGUAACAGCAUGGGCGGGCACCUGGCAGACAUCAAGGACAGCGGGGAGCAGCAGCUGCUCGCCAGCUACAUACAGCUGGGACAUGGCGUCUCCGCCUGGACAUCUACCAGUACCAGCGUCUCUUCUUUCGGGACGUGUGACUGUGGAGACGGCACUAACCGGCAGACUGGGGCUGCUCCAUGGAUGCAGAAGACUGCUGACAUCGACAUCUGCCUGCUGCUGGACAGUUCCGUGGGCUACAUGGCAACCUACCAGUCAUGUAAGGAGCAGCACCAGUAUGUCUGCGAGUCCAACGUGACGUCAUGUCAGCCGAACGUGUGUCAAAAUGGCGGGAUCUGCAGCUCCUGUUUUGAUAAUUCCACCGUCUUCUGCACCUGUCCUCAAGGGUUCAUCGGCACCUUCUGUGAGACAGUUAACCAGUGUGACCCUAACCCCUGUCCGUUUGACUGGACCUGCUCUUUGAGCCAAUCUGGUGGGAUCCACUGUACAGUACCAGAUGGAAUAAGAGCCAGCAGCUUAGGCUUUUGCAGCGCGUCCUCCUGCGGCGCCGGCUGGAGCUGUGUGGAGGACGGCCCGACUGGGUACACCUGCAUCCGUGGCUGAUGGACGACCACAAAAACAGUACUGAGAUAAAUCAGUUUACCUCCCGUAAACUAUGUCUUCUGAAAAAGACUUUAGUACCCUAGUAAGUUUGAAUGCAUGAUUUUAUGAGGGUAAUGAAGUAAAUGGUAGGUGCCGUAACAUACAACAUUCCUGUCUAUUGGUGGGAAAAUGAAUAGAAAAACUUUCUUUGAUACUCAUCUAUUCCGAGGAUUGUCACAGACCACCUUGUAACAACUGGGUACUAGAACUUUGGCCCUUAAAUUCAUUCAAAAAAAUUACCAUGAAUUACAAUUGACAAAUAGGUUUGGAAUAUGAAAGGGUUGAGGAAAUUUAAACCUUUGCGUCUCUAAACGCGCAGCUUUACCACAUCAUCAUCAUUUUCAAGUGGACUGUAAUUCUAGUAUAUUAUAUGUAGAUUCUACAUAUAAAACAUGUAAAACAUCUACCAAUAUAUACACCUGUAGUAAAUCUUCAUUGACCAAUGUCUGAUAUCUAUUGAACUAGUACAUGUCGAGAAUGGGUCAGUGGUGAAGCAAUCGUCAGCACAAUUUUUCUUUACUCAUGCAGAAUCUUAUCUCA